AUGAAACUUUCAACAACUUCAAAUAAAAUUGAUAACGAGUCUUUAUCAAUUUCUUCCUCCGCCUCUCCUUCUACUACCUUUUCUUCUACUUCAACUACUUUUUCAUCAAAUUCAUCAUCAUCGACAUCUUUAUUAAAACCACCUAAAAGAAUAAGUAAUAACACUGGUACAAUAACCCGAGGCCCAAAUAUUAAUAAAUUAUCAAGUGUAUUUGAAGAUUCUAGUACACAGCAGGAACUAAAUAUUGAGAAACCUCGCAUUGCAUUGUCACUUCCUUCAUCACCAAGGUUACCUGUUCCCAUAGCCACAAAAUCACUCAACAAGAAAAUAGUUUCUCAAGAAAGAAUAAAAAUCGGUAAUAAUAAUAAACCAUCAAACAUCGAUGAGACCUCUAUAAAGUUUGAUAAAUUUAAAAAAACCACUACAAAUAAUUAUAACAGUAAUGGUAAUAUUUCAAUUAAAAAAAUUAAAAAUUCUAAUAAUGACGAUGAUGAUUUCAAUUCAAAGAUAGUAGAUUCAGAGUCAACGACAAUAAAUCAAAACAAGCGAAACACAAAGACAGUUGUACAGCCUCCAAUACCGAAACCAAUUCUAAGAAAAAGUUCAGAGGAUAGUUCUUCCAGCACGCAAACCUUUUCUUCUUCUUCAGAUUAUUCAACAACUCAUAAAUCAACAGCGUCAGUUGAUUUUGAAGAGAAAAAAGCUAGCAUCGCUAUUUUUUUCAAUGAUUCACAAGUAUCUAGAAAUUCUGAACCAGAGGUACUUGAGCAUUCAAAACCUCUUCCACUUGCGCCUUUAAAAUCAAUACCUGAUAUUAUUACUAUCACUAAAACAAGUCCUACUUUUUCAGAUCAAAAUCGAAAUUCACAGAAUGAAUUAUCACUUCCAAGGAUCUCUAGCGAUAAUUCUUCCGUGACGCUAGUUGAAGAAGAUGAACUUACAAUAGAUAUAAAACGACGGAAAAAAUUAUGGAAUGUUAUAAAAGAGCUUGUGGAGACUGAAAAAGCAUUUUUCGCUGAUAUGGAACUUUUAGAAGAAGUUUAUUUUAUUCAAGCGCAAGAAAUUCCAAUAUUUAAUCCUUAUGAUUGUAAAAUCAUAUUCAAUAAUCUUCCAGAAGUCAUUGAUUUUUCUGCCGACUUUUUAGACUUAUUACUCAUGCAAAAACGAGAAGGAGGAGAAAGUCGUAUGGAGGCAGUUUAUGGGGAAUAUUGUAAAAGGCAUGAAGCGUCGGUGCAAAAAUUACAAGAAUUUGACGAUGAUGAAAAUGUUCAAGGUUUCUUACAGAAAUGUAAAAAACAAUGUGAAGGAAGAACCAGAAGUUGGGAUAUCGCGAGUCUUCUAAUUAAACCAGUACAGCGUGUAUUAAAAUAUCCUUUAUUAUUGCAACAAAUAUUAUCACUCACUAAAACUUCACAUCCAGAUUUUCAUCAAUUAAAAUUAGCUUUCGACGAAAUUCAAAAAAUAGCAGAAAGAAUUAAUGAAAUAAAAAGACGUAAAGACAUAGUUGAGAAGAUCGUAGGAAGUAAGAAAAGGGGUGAUGGUGAUAUUAAACUUGCUACGGGUAUUGCCAAGCCUACUUCAGAUGACCUUUAUGAUGCAUUUGUAGAAAAGUUUAAAAAUUUGGAACAACAAGGACUUCAGUUAUCGAAAGAUGUAAAAGACUGGGUUAAAGCUGUUAAACAACAACUUGAAGACCAGCAGAGGUUUGCACUUGUUAUCGAGGAGUUUUAUACAUUUGGAAUAACUUCUAAUAAAUAUAAAGAAGAAAAUAAAAGAAUAGUUGAAUAUGUAAAGACGAUGAAUGGUCUUGCACCAUCUUGUGUAAAAGAAAUGGAAGAGGCACUUAAAAAAAAUAUAUAUCCUGAAAUAGAAAAAUUUCUAAGACUAUUCAGAGCUCCUGCCGCUGUAAUGAAAAAACGUGAACGAAAAAUUUUAGAUUAUGGUCGUGCCAAAUCAAUCAGAGACAGAAACGAUAUUCCUGACAAAUCAUUGCAACAAUCAGCUGAUGCGUUUGUAUCCAUCUCUGAUCAACUGAACGAAGAACUUCCUAAAUUUUUCGAGCUUAUGACACAAUAUUAUGAUAUAAUAGUUCGAAAUUUGAUAGAAAUUCAAUCGAGACUUUAUGAACAAAUGGGAAUGGAUUUCCAACAAUAUUUUUAUAAAUUUGUUGAUAGUAAUGCAUUAGAUUAUGUUUCGAAUGAUAGAAAAUUGGUUUUUAGAGAUAUUGAUAUUAUUUCCGAGUAUAUAGAACACUAUCACGGAAGAUUGGAAAUGGAUGAUGAAUUGAAAUCAUUUGUGAUAUUGAAUUACUCAGAUGAUAAUAAAUCAAUAUCAAAACCAGGAAUUAAUAAUGAAAUGGUUGAAAAAGAACAUAUUGCACCACGAAGAUUCAGUUACUCAGAUUCAAUAUCUGCACAAGCUGGUGAUUAUUUAGGGGUCAAGAAUAUUCGUUCAGAUAAACAUAGUUCACUUGAGAGUAAAUCUGACGCUCUAUUUGAUGAUGAAGAUCAUUCAAGGGCUGAUUUUAAGACAAUUAAAGCAAAUCAAAAAGAAAGGCAUAAAAAAUAUCCAACUGAUAGCGCAGUUACAACAAUAAGGAACAAACAAAAUAAUUCAGACGAAGAAGACAAUGAUGAUACAGUUCGAAAGAAUAAAUCAAAACAAAAAGGAGAAUUAAAUUUUGAAGCUGGCAUUCUACUCAAAAUUAUACAUAUCCAUGAUAGUGGAGAAUGGUGGUAUGCUGUUAAAGAAGAUACUGAAGAAAGGGGCUGGGUUGAUCCGGGUUUUGUUGAAAGAUUAUAA
Messenger RNA from Entrophospora candida, 2802 nucleotides. The record is from the annotation of a GenBank genome assembly. NCBI's taxonomy places the organism in Eukaryota, Fungi, Glomeromycota, Glomeromycetes, Entrophosporales, Entrophosporaceae.